AUGAAUAGAGACAAGAGCGAGAGGACCGACAAGCCCUCGGGGCCGUGCAGGUCCCGGAGCGGCUCGCUACCGCCGGCAGGCAGGUCUGGCUGCCAGAACCUGCCGCCUGCAAACGCUCCCGAGCCGACGGGCAGCGCCGGAUGCUCGCGUCCACACGCAGCCCGGAGCCGCGGGCGCCGCAGGCCGCGGACCGCGCUGCCGCCAGCACCUGCUGACCCAGCGUCCGCUCCGGACCCCCGCCGCCCACCACCCAGCCCACACGCCAGCUGCGCGGCCGCUCCCGCGGAGGCCCCGUCCUCUCCGCACCCGGCCGCGGCCGAACGGCGACCACCCCUCGCAGCGCGGCCCCGAGCCCCCGCGCCCGACUUGAGCCCCGCCAGCGCCCCGCCCGGCGCGGCCCCCGCCCGCCUCCGCCCGGCCUCCCGCGGGACGCCGCCGCCGCAGGCCCCGCGGCCCAGCCUGCAGCCCCUCGGCCGCUCGCCCCCAGCGCUGCCCCCGCCGCGGGAGCUGGGUGCGGCCUGCGGCGCCGCAGCCCAGCAACGCGCCACCCUAUAG
Molecule: messenger RNA, 555 nt
Organism: Callorhinus ursinus (northern fur seal)
Lineage: Eukaryota; Metazoa; Chordata; Mammalia; Carnivora; Otariidae
Source: RefSeq, a predicted model, not a curated record